Molecule: messenger RNA, 1137 nt
Organism: Lycium ferocissimum
Lineage: Eukaryota; Viridiplantae; Streptophyta; Magnoliopsida; Solanales; Solanaceae
Product: protein BIG GRAIN 1-like A
Exons: 2
Coding region: 373-1137 (254 amino acids)
Biological process (GO): auxin-activated signaling pathway
Source: RefSeq, a predicted model, not a curated record
UCAUAAUUUUAACAGUACAAUAAAUUCAGUGCAAGAUUAAACUCAUUAAAGUUUAAAUUCUGAAUCCACCUCUAAAUGAAAAUCUCUUAGUAAGGAGCAUUUUGCCCCUUUAGCGAAUCUGCUAUUCGUACAUUUUAAUUUGAAUUAACCAAAUAUUGAAUUUCGAAUACCAGAUACUUAAAGUUAAAAAAAAAAAAAAAAAAGCAACAACUUUCGAAUCCAUUUUCCAUUGUUCCUCAUUGCCCUUUGAGGAGGAACUUGGGAGACAAUAUAAAGCCCAAAGUGGAAUAGAUUAAAAAAAAGGAAUAAACUCACUCACUUGUUCUCUUCUCUUCCUCUUCUUAGGCGUAUGUACCAAAUCUAUUUCUCAUCAUGCUAUUCUCUUUCCCUCUUUUCGUCAAACCCCAUUAUAAUAGGCCUAUUUACCACUCCAUUGACCAAGGCCAAGAGAAGAAAUCAAGAAACUUGAAUUCAAACUCCUCACAUAUUGGCUCUUCUUGCUACGGUCUUAAUAAUAGGCCUAAACCAAUUAUAACUAGCAUUUCAACUAACCAAGAAAAGUUUCACAACCACCAAUAUCCCAAAGACCUCAACUUUUAUGAUUCUUCUCUAGCAAAGGGAAAACCUAAAGAUGAUGAAGAUGGUUUUAAGAAGACAAAGUCAAGAGCUUUGAAAAUUUAUAGAGAUUUAAAGAAAGUUAAGCAGCCCAUUUCUCCCGGAGGUAGACUAUCAAGUUUCUUGUACUCACUUUUUACAAAUGGGAAAAAAACAAAGAUUUUGACAAAUGAUGAGGAGAAAAAAUUGAAGUCUGCAAAUGCAUCAACUUGUUCUUCAUCUUCUUCAUUCUCUAGGUCAUGUUUAAACAAGAAUAUUAUAAUUACUCCAUGUGGGCACAAGACUUUGGACGUGGACCAACAAAAUGUUGAGGCUGUAAAAAGCAUUAAUAGAAAUUAUAUUCAUGAAGAUCAUCAGCUAAAAAUCCACAAGAGUCUUCAAGUACUUUUUCAAGAAUAUGAAGAUAAUGAUGAUGAAGAUGAGGGUGCAAGUUGUGCAAGUUCUGAUCUGUUUGAGCUUGAUAUUUUUUCUUCCAUUGGAGUUCUGAUCAAGAAUAUGAAGAUAAUGAUGUUUGAGUUCUGA